AUGGCCACUGCACUUCCAGUUUUUCCAGAAUUUAAUCUACGAGACCCAAGCAACUUAGCUGCAAGAUGGGAAAAAUACUUAAAGAGAUUUAACAACCUAAUGACCGCUAUGAACAUCACAGAUGCGGGUCGGAAACGUGCUUUGCUUUUACAUUAUGUUGGCGAGGAAGUCAAUGACAUCUUUGACACAUUAGCAGAUAAAGGAGACGACAACGAGUUCAAGGAGGCCUGCGAUGCGUUAACAAAAUAUUUUACACCGACGAAGAAUGUAUCAUUUGAAAUAUUUAAGUUUCGAAAUUUGAAGCAUGAAUCACACGAAACCGUAGACGAUUUUCAUACACGACUACAGAUUGCAGCAAAAUAUUGUGAAUUUGGUGAUAACAAGGAUAAAGAGAUCAAAGCGCAGAUAGAGUUGGGAACAAUAAAUAAGAAACUACGUCGAUAUUCAUUCCGCACACCUGCUCUUUCAUUAACAGAAAUAUUAAAUUAUGCGAGAACACUUCAUGAGACAGAGAAACAAGCUAAAGGAAUCGAAGGAGUUCCUCGUAACUCUCCCAAAUCGUGCUGCGAUAACAGUGCAGACGAUGUUCACAAAGUCCAGUCGGAAAGACCAAAUCGUCAAGAGAUGAGUUCAAAUAAAAGAUUUCAACAACCUCGUAAAGGUUCCUAUACGCAGGUAAAACCACCUGUAACGCUCCAAUCAUCGAAACGAUGUUUCCGUUGUGGAUAUUCGUGGCCCCAUAAUGGAGGAAAAUGCCCAGCUGAGGGACAGAGAUGCAGCAACUGCUUUAAGUACAAUCAUUUUGCAAAAGUAUGCAAUUCAAGAGACAAGAAACAAAAUCAAAAUUCUGCUAAUGCUGUGCAAAACGAUGCUCAAGAUUUACAAAGCACCAAGGAUGAGGACAGUACUGACAGUGAAGAAUACAGUUUCAGCGUAUAUAAAGGCAAGGGACCUUGCGAGACCAGCACAAAUAAACAAAACAAGCAGUUGUUUCAUACCAAAUUAAAAUUGGGCAAGUCAACCAUUAGAUUUCAAAUAGAUAGUGGAUCAUCAGCCAACAUCAUUGAUGAACACACCUUCUCCACCAUCCAAAAAGAAAACCCGUCAAUUAAACUGAAAAAGUAA
Messenger RNA from Dendronephthya gigantea, 1125 nucleotides. RefSeq lists its product as uncharacterized. The record is from RefSeq and is a predicted model, not a curated record. The transcript has a single exon. Lineage: Eukaryota; Metazoa; Cnidaria; Anthozoa; Malacalcyonacea; Nephtheidae. The coding region runs from base 1 to 1125 and encodes 374 amino acids.